Molecule: messenger RNA, 1097 nt
Organism: Colletotrichum destructivum
Lineage: Eukaryota; Fungi; Ascomycota; Sordariomycetes; Glomerellales; Glomerellaceae
Exons: 1
Coding region: 553-987 (144 amino acids)
Source: RefSeq, a predicted model, not a curated record
UUCGUCCACAUCGCCGACCCCGAGGCCCCGGGCCAUCAGUAGGUAACGUUAACUGUCGACUAUCGAUUGAUCAGCAUGUCGUAAAGUCCCGCACCCCCGUUCACGUCGGACCCGAAAGCGAGCGAGUCCACGGUCAAGCGGGAAGCCAAAUUGAUUGGCGUCGCUUUCAGAGCAUCGAUCGGCAUCGAGACAGCCAGGGCCCUCACUUGUAGCAGUCGGCAUGAUUACAAAAAUGGAUUAGCAUGGUGCGUAUAACCUACGGCGUGGGACCUGAUGAUAUAAGUCAAGGUGAGCUCCAGUCCAGGAUUCACUUACACAAACAACCUCGCUCCGCACAAACCAUUCGCUCGUUCACCGACAACUUGACGGUUUUUGCAUUUGAGCACCAUGUGCUCUUUGCGAUUACGUCUCAACCAGAUACCCCAAUACCCUCUUUAGGAUCUUUCAACUCGAAGUUGGCUAUUUUGCCUACCCUUUCGGCCCUGCUCCAAAAAAGAAAAAGACAACAACAAAAAACACUACAAACACACAUACACGGCGAUAACGACUACGAUGAAGACCCAACACAUAGCCCUGCCGAGUCUCCAGGCCGCGUCCGUCGCCUUCUUCGCCGCGCGCGGCGCCGAGGCCAGGAGGGUCUUCUGCGCCAACGCGAACAACGAGGUCGUCGCCGACGUCAACUGCGACGGCUCGCAGCCCGCCGGAGCCUUCUUCCGGAUCGGCAGCGACGUCGAGGUGCCGUCCGUCGGCAGCGCCAUCGACCCGGCGACGCUGAAGUAUGACGCCGCGGACGUGAUCGGCCGCCAGAACGCCCGUUACCCGCCGCCGCCCGAAUUCAUCUCCGGCGGGUUCGGGAAGCGGCAGUGUGAGAGCGACGACGCCAAGAAGAAGAAAAAACAGCCUGGCCCCGUCGGCGGCGGCGGCGGCGGCAGGUCGGGCGGCAGCAGAUCGGGCGGCAGCAGGUCAGGCGGCAGGGGCGGCGGUUGAUUGUUUCUAUCGCUUUGUGGCGUAUUGUAUGCUUAGGCGGUUAUUUGGUUUGUUGAGUGCAGCGCCAGUUUGCCUCCUGGUUUUAAUUUUCCUUUCUCCCUCUCAUUCGC